GCGAGGAGACGCACUCCACUGCAAGUAAGCGAGCAUUACGCCAUCCUCCGGUAACGUGACGCCGUGUCGGACUGACAGCAGUUGAACGCUGUGCCCAGUCAGAUUUGUGCAUCUGCUGGCGCUGGUGGGAGGACGGCGGAGCUGCCUGCAACGCACUGCGAUGCAGAGACGGGGGGGAAGGAUGCGAUGCCAGUGUGAGCCGCGCUCCUGAAGCCGCAGCGGCAGCAGUCGCCGCCUCCGGUGCGGACAGAGCGCAGGGAGGCGGUGUUGGAGUUCUGGCGCACACCUCUGGACGCUGCCGCCGAAGAGGGCCCGAGUGUCUCUGCAGCACCGCAGCUUUUCACGGGGACACCGUCCUGAUACGUGACUCUGAGCCCAAAGCUGGCCAGGCUCGGGAUCUGAGAGGGAGGGGGCCCUGGCGCGGCACCCCGCCCGUCUCGCGUCGUUUAGACUGCAGGGAUAAAGACCUGAACCGUAGAUUUCCCCGAGCAGGUGUUGGUGGCGGCGCUGUCACUGGCACCGACGCUUUCCCUCGACCCGCACCUCUGCGCCAAAGCUCCAGGUUCUACAGUGGUGCCCGCGGCUGGUUCGUGGUUCCGUUGGGUUUGAGGAGCUGCUGUGAGGUCAGCGCCUCCAUAGGCUCCUCUCUGCUGAGUCAGAGAGUCCAUCAGCACCAUGCGUCCUCACCGUGACCCGCCCAGCUUCUCCUAGGUCAUCAGUGAGCACACAGCAUGCGUCCCUCCCUCGCCACGGCGGUCCUGCCGCCCAGGACCCGGUCCCACAACCCGCCCAACCUCGCCGUGGGCGGCCGCGAACACCUGUCAGCGCCACGGAGGCGCAGCCCCAACCUCAGGCACACGCUGAGCCCGGAGAACCUGCGGACACUGGCGGAGAGGGGCGGCGGCGCUGCUGACACCGCCUCCGUCAUCAGCGGCCCGAUUGGGCUUCCACGGGCCAACAGCGACACGGACCUGGUGACCUCCCAGAGCCGGUCCUCGCUAACGGCGUCCACUCUGGAGUACUCGCUGAACCACGGCCAGAACCUCGUCAUAUCCUGGGACAUCAAGGAGGAGGUGGAUGCUACUGAUUGGAUUGGGCUGUACCACAUUGAUGAAACCAGUCCGUCCAAUGUGUGGGACUGUAAGAACAGAGGAGUGAAUGGCACCCAGAAAGGUCAGAUCGUCUGGAGGCUGGAGCCCGGGCCCUACUUCAUGGAGCCUGAGACCCGGAUCUGUUUCAAGUACUACCAUGGCGUCAGUGGAGCCCUGCGAGCCACAACACCCUGCAUCACAGUGAAAAACCCAGCCGUGCUGGUGGAGGGGCUGACGGAGCAGGUGGGCGUGGAACAUCCGCGGAAGCUGAUCAGCUUCACUUUGACGGACCUUCGAGCCACCGGCCUGAAGAAGGGCAUGUUCUUCAACCCAGACCCGUACCUGAAGAUGUCCAUCCACCCGGGGAAGCGGAGCGUCUUCCCGGUCUUCAGCCAUCACGGGCAGGAGCGCCGCUCAGCCAUCAUCGCUAACACCACCAACCCCGUGUGGCGCGGAGAGAAGUACACGUUUGUGGCUCUGAUGACCGACAUCCUGUACAUCGAGGUGAAGGACAAGUUCGCCAAGAGCAGACCCAUCAUCAAGCGCUUCCUGGGCCAGCUCGCCAUCCCUGUCCAGCGGCUCAUUGAGAAGAUUUCGGGCGUUCAGCCCGUGAGCUUCUCUCUGUGUCGCCGCCUGCCCACCGAGCAUGUCAGCGGCCAGCUGCAGUUCAAGGUGGAGCUCACGUCCACCGGCCCGGACGGUGCUUCUCCUGAUUCCAUCAUUGGCAUUUCCUCUUUGAACGGAGCUCCGGGGACUCCGUCCGAUGACGAGGACCUGCCACAUAACUUGCCUGGGGUGGUUUCUGCGGGGCCUUCGCCUACAGGCUCCCAGGGGUCUCAAGGCAUGUGGGAAGGUGGAGCCACAGCUUGUCCAGAGAAGGAGCUGUCCUACGUCAGACCGGAGACUAGGUUUGUAGAGCCUGAAAGCCUGGCUGGCCAUGAAAUACUGCAGAGGUCACUGAGCGAGGGCCUAGAUGCUAUCGAGGCCCCCAAGGGUCCCGGGGACAGACCCCUGGGUGCAGCUUCGCCCAAACUGCGCUGCAGCUUCCCCACACACACGAGGCUCAGCGCCAUGUUGCACAUAGACUCAGACGAGGAUGAGGAGAGGUCCGGGGCCGCGGACAUAACCCCAGUGCCGCUGUCCCCGCUGCUAAUGAACGGGGACCCUCCGGAGGCCGGCGGCCGGGAUGAGGAAGACUCGUUUCCUGAGCUCAAGCAGGAGCCGGAGGAGGAGCCCAGGGACGAGUGCUCCCCGGCAGCAGAUGAGCCCCCUGAGGUGGAGGUGGCCCUGGAGGCGGAGGCAGGGCUGGACCUGGAGGACAUGCUAGAGCCGGAUGUGUUCUCUGAGGUGGAGGAAGCUCCGUUCACGGAGGGUGGAGAGGUGGAGGACGGCAGGGUGGCUGCUGAGGACCUGUCGUCAGAGGUCGAUACCAUGGCAACGGCUCCACAGACGGCCUUUUCAUUAUCAGAAAGCUGCCCAGUCACACUGACCGUUGCUGCUGAAGUGGAGGAGGGGGCAGAGACGGCCAUAGAUCCGGGGGGAGGCGCCGUUUCCAGCACCUCACCCACCAGCGGCGCCGUGGAGGACGAAGGGGGCGAUCGCGCUCCUCAGGCCGGAGGAGCAGCUCCAGCAGGUAGCGAGCAGCAGGAGGCGGAGGUGGGAGUAAGGAGGCUGAGCCUGCAGGCUGCCGGGGGCACGGCCGAGGGGGAGGGGGAGCAGAGAAAGCCGCCCAUGGACCCAGAACCUACCUCUACGGAAGCAGAGCGGGAGGAAGGUUCCCAUGUCAACGGCCACCCUGUCCGUUCACUCCCUUCUGUACGUCAUGACAUUCACCGGUACCAGCGUGUGGACGAGCCUCUCCCUCCCAAUUGGGAGGCUCGCAUCGACAGCCAUGGCAGGAUCUUCUUUGUGGACCACGUGAACAGAACCACCACUUGGCAGCGUCCUACUGGACCUCCUGCCCCACAGGGCCUGACCCGCUCCAGCUCUAUUCAGCAGAUGGAGCAGCUCAACCGCAGGUACCAGAGCAUCAGACGGACCAUAACCAACAGUGAUCGGACAGAGGAGAGCUCGGUGGACCUGCUGCCCGACCCAGAGACUGAGCUGAUGCCCCACUCCAUUUCUGAGUACCGGAGAGAAAGUGCAGUCGCUCACGCAAGUGGUCGCUCUCGUCUCUCCCUGCUGCUCCAGUCGCCGAGCGCCAAGUUCCUGUGCAGCCCCGACUUCUUCACCGUGCUGCAUUCAAACCCCAGUGCCUACCGCAUGUUUACGAGCAACACCUGCCUGAAGCACAUGAUCAGUAAGGUGCGCAGGGACGCUCAUUACUUCGAGCGCUACCAGCACAACCGCGACCUCGUCACCUUCCUCAACAUGUUCUCCAACAAGCAGCUAGAGCUUCCCAGAGGGUGGGAGAUGAAGCACGAUCACACUGGGAAGCCCUUCUUUGUGGAUCACAACUGUCGAUCUACGACCUUCAUUGACCCACGGUUGCCCCUCCAGAGCUCCCGCUCCACAGGGCUGCUCGCCCAUCGCCAGCAUCUGAGUCGCCAGCGCAGCCACAGCGCCGGGGAGUGCCUCCUUUUGUCACAGGUAGUGGAUGACUCCCGGCAAAACAACCUGCCGAUCACGCCGCGUCCCUCCAGCACCUUCAGCGGCUCCAGCCGGAGUCAGUACCACGACGUUGUUCCUGUGGCCUACAACGACAAAAUAGUGGCGUUUCUACGGCAACCCAACAUCUUUGAGAUACUGCAGGAAAGGCAGCCGGAGCUAGCCAGGAACCACUCUCUCAAGGAGAAGGUGCAGUUCAUUCGCAGUGAAGGGGUCAAUGGGCUGGCUCGUCUCUCCAGUGACGCGGACCUCGUCAUGCUGCUGAGCUUGUUUGAGGAAGAGGUGAUGUCAUACGUGCCGCCGUUGCUUCACCCAGGUUACUGCCUCUCUUCUCCUCAGAGCUCCCCUGGCACCCAGCGAGCCAACGCCCGCGCCCCCGCUCCCUAUAAGAGAGACUUUGAGGCUAAACUGAGGAACUUUUAUCGAAAGCUGGAAACCAAGGGUUAUGGUCAAGGACCAGGAAAAGUCAAGUUGAUCAUACGCAGGGACCACCUCCUGGAGGACGCCUUUAAUCAGAUCAUGUGUUACUCUCGUAAAGACCUGCAGAGGAGUAAGCUCUACGUCAGCUUUGUGGGCGAGGACGGACUGGACUACAGUGGACCCUCCAGAGAGUUCUUCUUCCUGGUGUCCAGGGAACUGUUCAACCCGUACUAUGGUCUGUUUGAAUAUUCAGCCAACGACACGUACACGGUCCAGAUCAGCCCCAUGUCUGCGUUUGUAGACAACCACCAUGAAUGGUUUCGCUUCAGUGGCCGGAUCCUGGGCCUCGCUCUUGUCCAUCAGUACCUGCUGGAUGCCUUCUUUACCCGACCCUUCUACAAAGGGCUUCUCCGGAUCCCGUGUGACCUCAGUGACCUGGAGUUCCUGGAUGAGGAGUUCCACCAGAGUCUCCAGUGGAUGAAGGACAACGACAUUGAAGACAUGCUGGAUCUCACCUUCACUGUCAACGAGGAGGUUUUUGGACAGAUCACAGAGAGAGAGCUAAAGCCGGGUGGGGCCGGCAUCCCCGUGUCUGAGAAGAACAAGAAGGAGUACAUCGAGCGCAUGGUGAAGUGGCGCAUAGAGAGGGGGGUGGCGCAGCAGACGGAGAGCCUGGUGCGGGGCUUUUACGAGGUGGUGGACGUGCGGCUCGUGUCUGUCUUCGAUGCGAGGGAGCUGGAGCUGGUGAUUGCAGGCACCGCAGAGAUUGACCUGGCCGACUGGAGGAACAACACAGAAUACAGAGGAGGUUACCAUGACAACCACAUAGUGAUUCGCUGGUUCUGGGCAGCUGUGGAGAGAUUCAACAAUGAGCAGAGGCUGAGGCUGCUGCAGUUCGUCACAGGCACGUCCAGUAUUCCCUACGAGGGCUUCGCCUCUCUGCGGGGCAGUAACGGACCUCGCAGGUUCUGUGUGGAGAAGUGGGGAAAAAUCACCUCCUUACCCAGGGCUCACACUUGUUUUAACCGCCUGGACCUCCCUCCCUACCCCUCCUUCUCCAUGCUCUACGAGAAGCUGGUCACGGCCGUGGAGGAAACCAGCACGUUUGGUUUGGAGUGACCUCAGAACAAGCUGGCACCACAUGUAACUCAGAACAGAGACAUCUGGAAAUCUUUUUCACUUUUCUCCACUGGAAUGAUACUGAAACUGAAAACAGUCUCCUCAAAUGGCAACUAAGCGCCCGAGGCUAACGUUCUGUGUUGUUCCUCUGCCUCUGUGGGUGAAGAGAACUGUCUGAGAGGCAGAAGAUGGUUUGAACGCGUGUAUAGUACACACUUGUUUUCACAGUAAGCUUUACUCGUUGAGCCACAUGCGUGCUUUAUCUCCUCAGUUAAUGGCCUUGGUUACUGGAUUUCUUGUGCACCUCCUCCUCCCCGCUCCUCAGAGACAGCUGCUCCCUUCUUCUUCUCCUUCUCUGGACCUCCAAACUGUGUCCUUUCCACACUGGGGCUGCAGCAUUAGAAACUGUAACACACACACACAGACACAGCAAGAACCUCUGCACAAAACUCACAACCACGGGCCCUUUUUAAUGACCAGUCAAACCCCCCUCCACCCCAGACAGCUUAUCAGCCUAAAAGGACUUUUGGUUGGUCGUCUACUUCAGUCUGAAGGUGGGAGACCCAUUGGUUUACGCAUUUAUUUUCAAUGAAUGAGCCAGACCGUAAAUCAGUAACACAUUCACGGCCACUGAGCCACUGUAAUAACGACAGCAGGUUGUAGUCAGGACUGUUAGCUUCAAUAAUACAACAUCUGCUCUCUGACAGGAGAAAAGCUAGAGACGCAUGUGACAUAAGCAACCUUGACACCUAGUACCACAUUCACACAAACGCUGUCCAGUUCAUGGCACUUUGUUACGCUCCAGUCUAGUUCACUGACAGAAACCCUGUAUUGGUCCUUACAUUCGUCAUAAGCUCUAGAUGCACAUAGACAGAUGACGCCGCUCAUCGGUGUGACACGCAGGGUCACUGAUGUAAACGCCUCCCACCCAGUGAGAGUGAUGAAUGUACUUAGUCGGUGACUGAAUGUAUGAACCUCAAGCAGUUUUGUUCAGCCCCAGUGAAAGACCUCACAGGCCGAAGAGGAAACAAACUAAAGUUAAAGUUGAACGCUGAAGGAAGUCUAAUGUAUAGUUGCUGGAAUAAGGACUCGUUGGUGUGUCAGGGGAAGUGGUGCCAUGUUUUAGUGCCUCCUGGGUUUUCCUGACCAUGAAAUGACAUUUCAUGAUGGAUGCAGGAAUUUAUGUAUUUUUCUUACCAUGUAAAAUUGAGAUCACAUCCGUGUGUCUCACAAGAUGAUGCAACUGUGAGAGCUGUGGUUUAAAGCUGUAAGGCUCCGUUAAGGCUGCUGUGUCACCGCUUCAAAGGAACGAGUAAACGUUUGAAAGGGCACAAAGCACGUUUCAAACACUACAGAGUCUGCAAGUCAAGCAACUCUUCCAUCUGUUGUCAGAACCCGGGAUAAUACUGUGCAGAAAGUCACUGGCCACUUCACUGGGUACAGUUUGAAUCAGGCCGAUACACCAACUCUGCCAAGAAUUCUGCUCCCUGAGUAAGCGGUUUGAAUUUUUCCUCCCCUUCUUUAAACAUGGCGGACAAAGCAUUGGAACCAUCCCCAUCUCACUCACUGUGACCUGAGUAACAAACAUUUCAUCACCUUUCUGACAGCUUCAACUGAGGAAUUAUAAGGUUACAACAGUAGAGGUGAUGGCAGAGUUGUUGUACUGGAUUGAAUUGGACCCCAGAGUCCCAUGCAUCUUUGUUGUUUUCUUUUUUUUUGAGUCCUAAGCUAAGAGAACUCAGAUUCUGCUUUUAUAUUAUAGAGUAUUUGCUCUCUGGUUUUACCAUCAAUCGUUGACUUGCAAACAAAGUAGUUCUUGAAAUUUGUUUUGUGGUCCUUUGUUACGGUUCAACUUUUUGCUGAAGAACCUGAUAAAUUGUGAUUAUGAUCUCGCCGGGAUAAACAUUAUCCUGGAUGGAUUCUCUACUUUAGAACCUUUAGUCAGACAAUAGUGUUGUCUUGAAAGCAUGUGAUAGAACAUUCUGUAACUCUUAACUGCACAAUCUAAAGCCUGAGGACAGGUCCUUUCUAACUGUGACUCUGUCUCCCACGCACUCCUUCCUCCCACACACAAAAACACACAAAAACAAGCAUACCCAUGUUCUAUGGGGUGCAUGCAAUAUGACAUCUAUUGUACAAAGUCCUCUUGGAGGUAGACCACGGGGCUGGAAUAGCGCUAGAGAGCCCCCACACGUGAUGCCAGGUAUGGAGGCAGACCUUCGUACCCCAUCCCCUCUCCUCCCCCAGCCAAAUACUGCAUGCAGGACCUUCUUGGUCAGCUCUGUGAGCUGCGCCAGGGCUGAACCCCCUAGGUGGUGUUGUGUUAUAGCUCGAUAUUGCAUGCUGAAAUAGUGCAACACACUGUCCUUACUAGCUUUUUUUGCAUGAGAUUAUUGCUGUCCGUUCAGAAAAUGGGCGAGGGACCUGGUUCAGUUUUGUCACUUUGGCUGUAGCGCUCAUGGAGGCAUGUGCUUACCUGCCACUGUCAUACCCUUAAGUGUUCAUGACCAUUGGAACAAGGUGUUACACACCUGCUUUAGUCACAGAGAGGUUUUAGCUCUGGGAAUGGACACUGUGUAAAUGCAAUAGUUUGUUUCUCUCUGACAGUGUAAUGGUGAGUGUCUUGGCAGCAUGUUUCAAAAUGUUCCUUUCACACGUGUGCGUCUGCCUAUAGGUUGAUGGUUCAGUUUCAUUGCUCAUGAACUGGUGAUGACUUGAUAGGGCUGUUUUGAUUUUGUGAAACGUGAGAGCACAUGUUCGUGUAUCAUGUGUGCAGUCUUGUUUGUCUCUUUGUAUAUAACUCUAUAUGUAUGUCUGUCCUGUUGUGUGUAUAAAUAUAUAUUUUGCACCGAAUGUACCAAAGGUUUGGGGCUUGCAGAGUCAACCAUUAGGCCUGCUUUGUAUUUCACAGACACAUCCCACGUCUGGGGCCGUCCAGAUCCUCACAGAGCAUCACCUCAUGUUUGUGGCAUGAACAACACUGCUUCACUACAGGAUAUGCAUCACUAGGUCGGUUUGUCAUUUCCAAAGCUAUUCUGCAGCAAAAGACACAUAAGACUGAUUACCUACUUCACAUCCAAAGGAAGACAGUGUCACCUGUCUUCUUUCCAGCACAUUUCAGACAAAACCCAGCUCCAGUUUUCAGAAAUCCACUCUAUGCAAAGCUCCUGUACGUGUGUCUCAUUUCACCCAAUGAUUGUAAUAAAAGAGAACAAAUGGUAAA
Betta splendens (Siamese fighting fish) is the source of this 8460-nucleotide messenger RNA. It is a transcript of the gene hecw2a, whose product is annotated as HECT, C2 and WW domain containing E3 ubiquitin protein ligase 2a. Bases 732 to 5237 code for a protein of 1501 amino acids. The transcript has 30 exons. Gene Ontology annotation, biological process: regulation of dendrite morphogenesis. The record is from RefSeq and is a predicted model, not a curated record. Gene Ontology annotation, molecular function: ubiquitin-protein transferase activity; protein binding. NCBI's taxonomy places the organism in Eukaryota, Metazoa, Chordata, Actinopteri, Anabantiformes, Osphronemidae.